ACCAUAAUUUUGCUAAUAGCAUGAUCCGAUAGAGAAUGUUUCCUAUCAGACUUUGGCAAACAAGCGCGCAGCGGUUGUUACCAAAAAUUUCAUGUUAUUUCACAUUCAACCAUGGUUAUUCGUCUUCCAAAAUUUUAGUUCAAAGUAAUUUCGGGAAAUCUACUUAUCAAACAGUAUGGUCACCUUCGCCUAGCAAAAUUGGUUGGAUGUUAUUCUCCGAGGGUCACGCUGCAAAUAACAACCAUAUUCCUGAAGAGAUAUCUCUACAGCACUAUGAAAAAAUUUGUGAAGAAACUCUUGAGAAUUUGUGUGAAACACUAGACCAAUUGCUUGAAGAAAAGUACCCCAAUAAGUUUGAUGUUUCCCUUGCGAAUGGGGUACUCACAGUUCAGCUUGAACAGCAUGGCACAUAUGUCAUUAAUAAGCAAACCCCUAACCGUCAAAUUUGGUUAUCAAGUCCUACCUCAGGUCCCAAACGGUACGACUGUUUAAAUGGUCAUUGGAUAUACUCACAUGACAAGACCACUCUUGAUGAUUUACUGAACAGGGAGUUCAGUGAUAUUCUAAAACAAAGUGUAAAAAUUGUAUCACUUUUUUAGUAAGAUUCCUGAGCAGUUUAUUAAAUUUCAUCAUUUUAUUACCUAAAUCACAUAUGUAACUGAUUUGGCACAAAUUCUAAAAAUCAUGUUAAUAAAAGAAUCACACUUAGUUGAAA
Molecule: messenger RNA, 715 nt
Organism: Daphnia carinata
Lineage: Eukaryota; Metazoa; Arthropoda; Branchiopoda; Diplostraca; Daphniidae
Gene: fh
Product: frataxin, mitochondrial-like
Exons: 3
Coding region: 36-599 (187 amino acids)
Biological process (GO): intracellular iron ion homeostasis; iron incorporation into metallo-sulfur cluster
Cellular component (GO): mitochondrion
Molecular function (GO): ferrous iron binding; ferric iron binding; iron chaperone activity
Source: RefSeq, a predicted model, not a curated record